AUGUCGCAAUGUAUGCACCAAUACGGCGCGUUUAAUCGCGUCCUUCGCCAACAUUGGCACCAAUGUUGGCCGAACGCCAAUAGGGCGCGUUCGCCAAUGUUGGGCAAAGGGCAAGGUGCACACGAAUUCCGCCGUCUCGACGCUGUCUGCCGUCCCGUGGCCUCGCCACAGCGUCCACCUGUCCAGCGCCGCCGGGCCCCACACUGGAAGCGCCCCCUCGCGGCAACGACGGACGAGUCGCAAGUUGCUCAAGCCCUGCUCAGCGGGGCCCGACCGGCGCAAUAU
This is a messenger RNA of Iphiclides podalirius (scarce swallowtail), 285 nucleotides long. Lineage: Eukaryota; Metazoa; Arthropoda; Insecta; Lepidoptera; Papilionidae. The record is from the annotation of a GenBank genome assembly.